Molecule: messenger RNA, 7902 nt
Organism: Porites evermanni
Lineage: Eukaryota; Metazoa; Cnidaria; Anthozoa; Scleractinia; Poritidae
Source: the annotation of a GenBank genome assembly
AUGGCCGAUAAUUUGCUACAAGGGCUUCAGGCGGCCGCAAAUGCGACAUCACAGGCAGGGGUGAGUUUCUUGCUAACCAUUUUUCUUCUGAACUGUUCGGUUGGCGUUCGAACAUCAUAUAGCAAUGCAAUCGUGUACAGAUUAUAUAUUGUCAUUAACAUUAUUCUUAUUAAUUUUUUUGGCCAAUAACGAUAGGCCCUGCAAUAUUUUGAACAGCUAAAGAAUUCCCCAGACGGCUGGAAGCUAUGUGGUGAUGCCCUAAUUCGAAAUCUUUACAGGUAAUUGAAACUUGAUAAUAAAGUUAAUUGUCUUACUGUGGUAUUAAGUCGUUAACGUUUUGGACCUCAUUGAGCAUUAUUUCAGAACUUGAUUAAAAAGAUGCAUUGUUUGAUAUAAUUUAUAUUGAGUUUAUGUUAUCAUUCAUAAUUCAUAUGCAACUAUAUAGUACAUUAUCUUUCAUUCAAAAUAUUUUCUCUAUUUCUGAUUGACCAAAUUUGGAUAGUCUGGAACCAGCUCCGCAGUCAGCGAAAAGGGGAAAAAACAGGGUCAAAAAGGAAAAAGCAGUGGCCUGGAGGGGGGAGGGGAGGAGAUGUAGCAGAGCCUAAAGACAUGCCUUUGAUGCUGCCAUUCUGUGAUGCCAUUCUGGUGGCAAAUGUCUUCAUAUUGACAGAUUCGCGGUACUGUGGACAGUAUCACACUCUUUCAAUAUCAUGCUCAUACAAUUCAAGAAAAGAUUUUAAAAGAUGAAUGAGGGUGGAUUGGCGGCAGCAACGCAUUUCUUCAGGCUCUACCUUUCUCCUCUCCAGACUUUCUCUUGGCCCGCUUUGCUUUGCUGUAGCAAAGACCCCACUAUACAGCCUGCAACCAACAAUUUUUUUGGUACCAUGGCACUUCGUUAUAGUGGGGUUCCAUCAAAAUCCUGCAAACAAGCUAGGGCUUGCGGGAAAUGAACAAUUAAGGCAAGCGGGAUUUCAAUUUGACUUGCUGAAUGCUCCCAAUCUUCUUGCGGCCCUGACACCUAAAAACAACAGCAAACAGACUGCUUAUCUUGCCGGCUACACAGGCUAAUGUAACUAGACAUGCAGGGCUCGAAUUUAAAAAAAUCCUCAGGUCUCCUUUUGGCAAACAACUGGAGAAAUAUAGUCGCCAGAUGCCAAUUUUUAGUCUCCAGUUUUUAUAAUGUAAAUCACGCAGCUCAGGGCUUGUGAUAUUUCGCAUGGUUGCGAAGCCGUGAAAUUGAGGUAAAUCUGCGAAAUUCACAAAAGCAAGCAAAACACUGCGAAAUUCGGUAGAAAUCUUAUGAGAUACAUGUCUGUACAACUUAUUUGAAAUUUAUCUCAGCAAAUUUAUCUUGAAACUUUGUCACUGAAACAUGCAAACGACGUCCCAAAACUACCAGGCAUAGAUUAUGUUGCGAAAAACUGGGCACUAGCCAUGACGUUAAAGGCUUUGCCAUUGGUUCAUUUCUGGAGCAUAUUGUUGUUGAAAGAGCAAAAUAAUGAUGACCUCUGUUUGAAAAACGUUAAAAAGGCUGGUCUGAUCAGCCAAUCGAUUUCUAGUGAAUUUUCCCUGAAAAUAACCACAAAAUCGGCCGUUUUUUCCAAUUGUUUUUAGGCGAAGUUUGCCCCGAAAACUGCUGCGAAAUUGGCCGAUUUUUCUGGGAAUUUGUCCCUAAAAAUCCCACAAAAUUUGACUUUUUUUCCGCGACCUAUCAGAAGCCCUGUAUAGAAUGGCACGAUCCAUCAGAUUUGAAAAUAUCAACGAUAGAAGUUGGCAUAAAUUUGGAGGUAAACUGGCUUUGUUUAUGCGAUUUGGCACAUUUUUUAUGAUGAAAGCAAAGUAAGAUAAUAUGAAAUGUUUGUUUUAACUUUAGUCUUUUAAUUUAAAUCUAAAGCAUAGAAAAAUCUGGUUGCCUCUUUCUGGUGAUUAAACCAAAACGUUUAGUCUCCAAGGAGAAAAUGUUAGUUGCAUUGGCGACCUUAUCACUCGCAAUUUCGAGCCCUGACAUGUCAUAAAGUUAUUAUAGUGGGGUUUCACUGUACCUGCAAAAAGGCAAGACAUCAACAUCCCACAAACAAGCCAGGGCUGGGGUGAAAACAAGAAUGAGGGCAAGUGGGAUUUCAAUUUGACUUGCGGAAUGCUCCUAAUCUUCUUGUGGCUUCGAUCAAAACGAAAAACAACAGCAAUAACCUGCUUGUCUUGCCAGCUACAAAGGCUAAUCAGCUAUGUAGCUAGACAUGCCAUAAAGUAUGUUGCAGUUAUUGAAAAAGUUAAUUAUUUGAAAAAACUUUGUUUGUUUUUACCUAUGUAUAUAAAUACCCAGUUAGCACAGUUUAGACUCUGGACAGUACACUCCUCUUAAGUAGACAGCUCUUCUUUCAGCUUAUAUCAGUUUUUUUCACGUACCUGCCAGUUACGCUUCAAAACACCACUUGAAUUUUAUGCUUGUGUCUGAAUUACGGCAUUGUCUGAGCAACUAUAUGAAACAGUUUUUUUUUUUGGUAUCCCGGUAUUUAUUCAUUACAGAAAUGCACCCAUUGAUUAUUGACGAUCAUAAAAAAUGACAUAGAGUUUCUAUCAAGAAAUCCCCUGUGUAUAUCCUUUUCCUGAUUAUUGUUCUUGCUAGGAAUACCACAAAAUAAUUUAAGAAUAAAACUCCACGCAACUAACAAUACUUCAGUCUAUCUGUCUAAAUUUAAUCAAAAUAAGCACAUGUCAUUUAAACCCUUUAAAAUUGAUUCCAACACUUAAAAUAAUGGUAACAUACCAGUUUGUAUUGUUUCUGCAUUAUUUCUGGAAAGUGUGAGAAUUGUCAAUCACUAUACAGUUCAUAAGAGACCGAAAAUGGCUUUAUGGGUACCCCACUAUUCACAUUGGGUUGUUCCAGAAAAAAUCCACACCCCCCCGACGGAUGGGAUUCUGGAAAUUCUCGCGGGAGGGGGGGUCGAAGACUCCGGAAAUCCAGGCGGGAGGGGGGGUUGACCUUAAAAAAGUCUUCUGCAGGGGUCAUUUCGACCAAUAGUUGAUACAAAUCAAACGUUUAGUUCGAUGACACUUAAGCGCUUUCAGACCCUGAAAAUAGUCAAAAUGUUUUGUUCAUAUAUUUCUCACCUGACAUAAAUGAGAAUCUAAGUUGCUUUACAGGUCCUUUUAUAGCAGAAAACGCGAACAAGAUACUAAAGAACGGGCCUGAAGGAACUCGUCGCAACGUUGUUGUCACGAAGAGCGUCAAACGCCUGACACAUUUCUACUCGUACCCAGAGCCCGCGCGCGAAGAGCGAAGAGUGAUUUUUAUAAGCUAAGAAAUUAUGUAAACACUCGUUCAGGUGUCGUUCGCAUUUUUGUUCUUUGCUCCUUUCGUUUUUAGUUCCACGCGAUAGAAUUCUUAGUUUAAUAUAAGCUGAAGCUUUAGAAAUUAAAACAAAAACAUUUAGAUGUGUUUGCGUGUAUUUUCCAUUAAAAAUAAAUUAAAUUUAAGCGUUUUAUUUUUUCCCGGAAAUCCAGGCGGGAGGGGGGGGUCUUCCACCUUGGAAAUCCAGUUGGGAGGGGGGGUCUUGUGCUUCAGGAAAUCCAGGUGAGAGGGGGGGUUAAAAAAGGACCCCAUCCGUUGGGGGGGUGUGGAUUUUUUCUGGAAUAACCCAUUUCACAUUUAUCAAUGGAUGCCAAACUGCAAUGUUGUAGCUGAGUAAGCUCCCAUCAGCUGCAAAUGAUAUGACCCAUUCACCUCUAGUGGCUGCAGACGAGAACCAUUCUUGUAAGUGAUUAGCUUCAGUUAUGGACACAUUUCUCUCAUCUCAAGGGUGCCACUCACAUGAGCAUCUAUUCUAGUACAUGUACGUAGCUCCAGUAUCACAUCAACUGGCUUGUGUAUGGGUGUGAUAUGAGAACAUUUCAUCUGCCUUUAGCCUCCCAAGCAGACAUUCUUAUUGGUUUCUUUUUUUGUUGUUGUUUUAGUGAUGAAAGUGUCAAGUUCUUUUGCUUUCAAGUAUUAGAGCAUCAUAUAAAAACAAGGUAAAAUUAAACAUUGAUAAUUUCUCAUUAUAAUGAUUAAUAAUAAAUUUUACAUAAUUAUUAUAAUGUGGCAUCCAUUUUAAAAUUAAUCUUCCUUCCAUGGAAAAAUCAAAAGGUUUUAUUCUGUUGGUUGAUCUGCCAUUUUAAAGUUUUGUCUGCCAAAUUAUUCUGAAUAACUCUUAUUAAAAGAUGUUAUCUGAAAAUUUAAUUUUUAAAUAUUUACUCACUUGGCUCACUUGGUAUGAUAUUAUGUAGGCUAUUAUGAUGAAAAACAUUCAACUAGAGACAACUGGGUUUAAUUGUUUUCUUACCAGGAAUAACUUACAAACAUUUGAUCUUUAGCUGUAUUCAGUGUAAACAUGCUUCAGUCUCCUGUACUGUACAAGACAUCUUGGAUGAUCUUGUCUAAGUGUGUGAUCCUGCCCAAAAAAUGGCUAUUUUUUUUUAUUUUUUAUUUUGUGCACAGACAUGUGUCAUCAAAUCUUGUAGAUCAACAAGCACUCAGAGAGAUUCUUUUGACCUGGCUACGAAAUCAGGUACACUAGGCUAAUUUACUCUACAGUAGAAUCCCAAGGAACAUUUUCUCUUUUUUUGCCCCUCACCCUAGAUUGCAAUGUCUGUCUUUAGGUGAAAAAGGAUGUCUUGCUAAUACCUUUGACAUAUUAUUAUGGGCUAGACUCUCUGUCUGUCUUUCAUCAAAAUUGAAACAACUUGUUUUAUGUCAAAAGGUAGAGCAAAAUUGUCAAACUUUGUUUUUUAUAGUUGUGCAAAGAUACCUAAAAGUGGACAUAAGUGCAUUGGUUUGCAAAGCCAUGACAGUCUUACUAGCACCUUUGUUCUUUGAAUUCUUAUACCUACACUGUAGUGGUAAUUGUAACAUUUUCACUGUGAUUUUUCAUUGACCCUUGAUGUAACUUUUCAGUGUUGUACCGAGUCAGAUAACAAGAAUUUCUUGAAGAACAAGGCAGCACAAGUCUUUAGCUUGAUCUUUGUCUGUGAUUAUCCUGAGAAGGUUAGCUGAUUUAUUGUUAUUUUAAGUGUAAUGAGCGCGAAUACUGAUACCCGAAAUUGUAACUUGCGCUCAGAUUUCAUUCAGUGUGAGAGAACUUCAUUUAAUUUCCUGCCUCUUUCACAAGCUCAGCCAGCAAGAAAAACAUUUUUUUUGCAUUUAAGGCUAUUGAUAAUCAGGUAACAACUGCGACUCUUGAUGAAAGUGGGUGUCCAUGAUGACCAGGGUCUUGCACUUUUGUCACAGUCAGCCCUUAUACAGUGUUAUGCCCUCAUGGCUGGUAAACUCGCGCCUUCCAGCCAUGAGCCCCUACACCAAUGGAACCAGGCACCUGUGGGAAGGGUUGGGGGAAAGGCACAAUCCAAAGGCUGAACAAAGCGAGUAAUCACCUUGAAAGCAUUGCACUAAGCACAUGGAGCUGAUGUUAGCAAAGGUGACUACGCUUGGGCCACCACACUGACUGCUGAGCAACAACACACAAUGGCCCUCCUAGUUAUUAACUGCGUUAAAUGUUGUUUCACUUCAUGUUACAUUUCUCUUCUCCCUGUAGUGGCCGCUGUUUUUCUCAGACCUCCUCCAGUGCUUGCAAUAUGGAGCAUUAGCAGUGGAUAUGUAUCUUAGGAUUUUGAAGGCAAUUGAUGAGGAAGUGGUUGAUAGAGAUGUGAUAAGGAGUCAACAGGUUAAUUUUGUGAAUUGUUUUAAAAACUGUAAUGCUACAAUUUCCAUUGGUGAAAAUAUAUCUCCAACAGAGAGGGGUACAAUCAAACAGAAAUUGAUAACCUAUUCAAUCUAUAUAAUAUUGUACUACCUGACAUCUCAUACAAGCAGCUUACAGCCACUGAAGCUGAACCCAUUUUAGUGGGUGUCUGUAAAGCGCGUUUGGACUGUACCUAAAAUUUUUAUUUGCCUAAUAUAAAAGCUUGUUAAAGUUUGUCAUUCAAGUUGUUUUUGUUGUGACAAAGUCCACCAUGCCACCCACAUGAAGUUGUCGGUGCUAAUAUGAUUCGAAACAUGCUGUGUAAAGGGCUACGCUGUAGAUGUGUGAAAUUGCUCCUUAUGAAAAUCAAAAUCCUUUGGAGUUUAAACACUGCUUCUAGAAUCUUGCUUGUCACGUCUUGAAACUUGUGUAAAGACUCAACGAUUUGAUUUAAGUCUGCCAACUUUUGUGGAGUUUCCGUUAUUUGUACUUGUACAAGUAUGUAAAACCAUUUGCUGAUCAAUCAGUUUAGAAGCUGAAUAAAAUUUUUUCUCCAUGAACAGGAAGCAGAGAGGAACACAAAAAUUAAAGAUCACAUCAGGGAUACGUGUGUCACAGAGCUCGUUGACUCUUGGUUUCAGAUUCUGGUAGGUGGGAAUCUUGUAUUUUGGUACAACAAUGAGGUUGAGGUUUCGCUGACUGUUUUUUUAUUAUGUUUUGUAUGCAGAAAACAUAUGAAAAUAGUGUGUCAUCAAUAACAUGCCUUUGCCUGGACAUUAUUGGAGCAUAUAUUGAAUGGAUUGAUAUUGGCCUGAUUGCAAAUGACAGGUUUAUCAGGUAAUGUUCAUUGUAAAAGGGGCAGAGUAAAGUUAAUGCCGACUGUGGACUGACUGUAGACUACGCAGAAUAAUAUUUUUAGGGUUAGAAAACAAUGGGACUUUUGGUGAAAGAAUGAAAGAUGGUAAAAUUUGAAUGUACACCCUGUGGUAUAAUUUAUGGCCUCCCUCUCCAUGAGUUCUGCGUAGGUCAAGUGGAUAGAGCAUCCUCCCGGUGUAUCUAAGUAAGAGAUUAUUGAUUUGCUAGCACAAUUUCAAACUGUGUUCUUAAGCAAGACAAUACUUCAGAGAGACUGAGAGUUGUAUUGUCAGGAAACAGAAAAUGUCAGAUUCAAGUUUAGAAUUUCUCAAAAUUGAAAACGUGCAGCUAAAAACAAGACAUAACUAAUGUGAAGCCACUAAGUUUGUGGUAGAAUUAGUAAACAGUAAAUUGCGCAACAAAGUUAAGGGAAAACUUGGUCACAUGGUAUGAAUUUCACGUUUGCUGUAAACAUAACUCUAAAUCUUUCUACAAUCCUGGACAAAUAUGCUUGGGACAGUACUGCAAUAUUCAUGUUUUUCUGUCAUUUCUCGGUUCCCUCUUAAAACAGUGCCAUCCUUUUCAAAAUCUUCUUGCAGUUCUCCCCCCACCCCACCCUAUACAAAGUAGAAAGUCGGUAAAAAUUCAGGAUAGUCGAUACAUACGUCCAACAUGGGUGAGGGAGGGUUGGGCCUGUGUGAAUUGGAAAACGUCCCUGAGAAAUGCAGAAGUGUUCCAAGACUUUUGGUAGAAUAUCAGAAACUUUGCUCACCAAUUAUGGAAAGGUACUAAACUCUGUAAUUUAUCUACAUUACAUUUUUAUUAAAACUAUUUUUUUGGUAUUAAUGGCCUCGUUUAAUAAAACACUUUAAAAAAGUCAAACUUCUGUAGAGCUGAUACCCCCAACCGAAACAAUCUAGAAAGAGCUCAAAAAGAGAUGCAGUUUUUUUAGUUUGUUGUUAUAAUUCAGCACUGAAUACGAGAAAGGUCGUAACAGGUUUUUUUCGUGUUCCAGUUACUCUUAUAAUUAUGCCAAGCAUGACCAAUACUUGUUUAAGUGAAAGCGUAGGCUAGAAAGAUUUUCCUGGUGAUCGCUUUGCAAAUGUGUAGCAAAUUAGAAUGCUGAGUUUACAGUAGUGCGAGGGCCGGCAUAACUUAUCUUAGAGAAGCCCCUAACAUUCUUUUCUGUGGUGUUCCGCUUUUUAAGAGCAUUAUCGAGGAGCACCUUCUGUUGAAUCGAGUGGCUGAUGCCUGUAUCAACUUGUUUGCUAUGACGGCUUUGAUUUCCAGAGCAGCGCGAUCCAUAAACCAAGUGCCAGCCAUGAGGUGA